GCUGCUGCCUGGCGCGUCGCCGCUGCUGUCCGGGCACUCCGCCUGGCGUCGCUGCGGCACACUGGAGCUUGGCAUCACCGUCCUUGUCUGUCGCAAGCAUGUCCCGCAGAACAAGAAGUUCUACGCGAAGUGCGGCUGCACUGGUUGCCGCGGCGCCCCGCCGCAGCAGCAGCCAGGCCAGCAGCCCCAGGGUUACUCACUCUCCGAGGGCGAGCUGCAGCUCUACGUCGGGAUGGAGCCCGCCCUGUGGGAGGCGACCGAGGUCCCGCUCUCGCGGAGCUCCCGGGACAAGGUCGAGCACCUCCGUCGGGUCAAGGCUUGGGGGCUGGAGCUGGUCACCGACGGCGCCAGCGCCUCCAAGCUCGUGGACAAGCUCGCCAGGCGGGUCUUCGAUGCCCAGGCGCAGCUCACCCGCGACACCGAGGCGGCCGCCAAGGCCAUGCUCCAGCUCAGCAUCACGAAGGAGAAGGUGCAGAAGCUGGAGGCCGAGCUCGAGGAGGCCCGCAAGCAGGCGGCCGUCGCCUUCGCGCCCGCCCAUUCCGACGCCUCCUUCACCACCUUGCAGGAGCAGAUCGCCAAGCUCAAGGCCGACCUUGCCAUGGCGCAGAAGUCGGCAGACGAGGUCUUCGCCGCCGUCGCUGCUACCGUCGACGGCUUCUGCAAAGCACAGGCCCCGCCUCCUGCCCCUGCGCCCGCGGCCGCCUCCGGCGCAGGCGACGGAGGCACCCCGAUGCACGGGGUUCAGCGCGAGCAGGAGAAGCCACCCGUCGGCGACCCGUUUGAUGCGUUCAUGGGCAGCGAUGACCCUGGCGGCCUGGUGUCUUCCUCUGGCGAGGCCGGCAGCGAGGAGCGCAAGCGCAUGGCAGAGGCGCUGGCCCUCCUACGGGGCGCCAAUCAAGCGGCGCAAGGCGGCUUCGCAUGGUUUAACGUGCACCUGUGCACGGGCGAGGGCCUCUCGGCCGCCAACCUGGAGCUGCUGGACCUCGUCGCCAAGGCCGCCCUCGCCAUCGGCGAGCCCUUCAUCGUCUCGGGCGACUUCAACCUGAGCCCGGCGGACCUGGCCUCCAGCGACUUCUUCGCGAAGACGCGGGCGCCCGCCAUCGCGCCAUGCGUCGGCGCCUGCCGACCUGCCGAGAGCACGUGCGACUACUUCGUAGUAUCGUCGUGUUUCGCCCAUGCACGGGCCACCGCCCUGAUGGAUCGGCCCUUCUAUCCGCGUCGGCCCGUUCUCCUCGAGAUCGACUGCGCCGACGGCCCCACGACCGCCCAGGUUAUGACCACGCCCAAGAAGCUCCCGAGGCCGCUGCCCCUCGGAUGCUGUAGCCGCGACCACGCGGCCGCCUGGGUAAACACCCGCGACGCCAUCGCCGAGGCCAGCAUCACCGACGAGGCAUGGCAGGCAUUUAUCACCAUGACUGAGACCAAUAUUUUGGACAAGUGCGGCCUGGCCCACGACGCCUCCUACGCGGCCUUGGGCCGCCUCCAGAGGCAGGCCUCGGCCCCUUCGAGUUGGUGCCAGACCCUGCAGUUCCUGGGUGCGGCCUUCGCUUACUUGACGCCGACGGCCGCCGAGGCCUGCAGCGCCGUCAGCACCAAGUUGGCCGACCUGGGAGUCCAGAGCGACCUGCGCGACGUGAGGCAGCGCUUCGGCCAGUGUGUCGACGAGCACGCUGUGUACGGCUCUGGGGCCCUGCACGCUUUCACCAAGGUCCCGCUCGGUUGGCAGCCGAGCGCCGCCCUCGCCGGCGCUGCCGGCAAGCCUGGGGUAGCGGGCGCCGCCGGGCCCGCGGGCCUUUCCGGGGCGGUCGAGGCGCUCGUCCAGGAGUGGUCGCUCUAUUGGAACGUCGGCAAGCCCCACGAGGCGACUUGCGCCCCGCUGCACACUCUCAGCCGCGCCCUCUGGGAAGGGUGGAUGCCCCGGCGCGUCCUCGACAUUGCUUUCACCUUCGCCCGUGACCACGUCAAGUGCUGGGGCCAAGUCGUUGGACCCCUGGGCGCCGCCCUCCUGUCCAUGCGGCGCAUUGGCUGGGGCGCCAUGGCCCUUGGGGAAUGGGUGCUGCACGACGGCGCAACUUUCCGCCCCGGCGAUUUCUCGCCGUGGUACGUCCAGCGCCUGGUGCUUCGCGGCUGCGAAGCGUGGCAGGCCGCGCAGUUUUCGGCGGACUUCCCCUGGAUCGAGGGCCGCAUGUUUGCCGGCAGUUUGCGGCGAUGGUUCCGCGUCGGCCGCGGCUCCUCGAAGGCGGCCCGCCAGUGGGCCAGCCUGACCGUCCACAAGCUGAAGGGCCACGCGACGCUGGAGGACGUCGCCAACCGAGUCUGCACGGCGCGGCAGCGCCGCGGGAACGUCGAGGCCGAUUACUGGGCCAAGCGCAUAGGCCGCCCGUGGACUUUGCCUGACGUCGAUCGCCGCCGGCAUCAUCAGGCUGCGUUGGUCCUUGACGGAGUCACCCACUGGGUGGGGCGAGCUGGAGCGCUGGCUGGCGCUGCCAGGGCCGACUCCAUGUUGGACUACAGGCGGCCUGGCGCGAUGCCGAAGGUGCAGCUCUCUCUUACCGAAAACGAGUUCGAGACUUACGACGAUGGCAGCAUCCGGUCGGUGAGUCCCGCAGUGCUGCUUCAGUAUUCCUGGACGCCGUGGCUCGUCGCCGCGCGGCCGCCGCUUCAGGUCAUGGUCGGCGGCGCGCCGAGGGGGAGUGUUUCAGUGAGGCCGCCAUUGCGCGUCGCGCAGCACAGGGCAGAGCUCAUGAAGGUCAUGGAGAAGUUUAAUGCAGAUCCUACUCUGCCGCGCGACUGGCAAAUGACCAAGGUGUCAAUAUGGUUCUCUACAGCCCUACGCCAUAGUCCGUAUUGGAAGGAUGGAUUCAGCCGACACUUCGAAAAGAUCAACACUUUCGAUCCAUACGAUGGCUGGGUUGUUAUUGACGAUUUGUUGACAAACUGGACUGAAAACGAUCAGUGGAAAGGCUACCGUGACAUGCAUGAUGUGCUGAUCAAGGGCAACCCUCACUGUUCAUACGUGUACUGGGUGUUGCUAAACUGCUGCGAGAUGAUCGACG
Prorocentrum cordatum is the source of this 3056-nucleotide messenger RNA. The record is from the annotation of a GenBank genome assembly. NCBI's taxonomy places the organism in Eukaryota, Dinophyceae, Prorocentrales, Prorocentraceae.